Saccoglossus kowalevskii is the source of this 4840-nucleotide messenger RNA. Its product is annotated as DNA replication licensing factor mcm4-like. Gene Ontology annotation, biological process: DNA strand elongation involved in DNA replication; mitotic DNA replication initiation; DNA replication. Gene Ontology annotation, cellular component: MCM complex; nucleus. Lineage: Eukaryota; Metazoa; Hemichordata; Enteropneusta; Harrimaniidae. Gene Ontology annotation, molecular function: single-stranded DNA helicase activity; ATP binding; ATP hydrolysis activity. The record is from RefSeq and is a predicted model, not a curated record.
AAUUUUCGCGCGCAUUUCGACACGUGAUGUAUACUUUGUAUUCAUUCUGUAAAAACUGUUAGCUUGGUGUCUAGUGAAACACUGUUUAUCGUGAUUCGUGUAAAGAACUAUGUCUUCACCGGUUGGAACUCCACGUAGAAGUAAACGAGGAAGAGCAAGUGAUACCAGUGAAAGCACACCAAAGAGAGGUCGUAGCAAAGAGCCACCAAGUGAAACCACACCUAGUAAAAAGGGGAAAGCACCUAUAGAGAAUGGAACACCACAGAGAAAAGGUGCACAAAAUGGUACACCAAGUCGGCGCAGUGAAAGGGGAACGCCAGCAAGUAAAGUUGGUACACCCUCAAGACGAAGUACCCGUGGUACCCGUGGAUCUUCUCCCCCUUCUAAAAGAAUGGACUCUUCCCCUGGUUUAGCACCCUUGCCAUCAUCACCACCGACUGCAGCUCCAUCACUGUUCUCUAGUCCUGCUGCACCAUCCAGAGCAGCAACAACCAGCGAAAUAGAUCUGAGUUCGCCAUUAAAUUAUGGUACACCUAGUUCAAGAAUUGGUAGCACACCAGGAAGACAUGGCGGUGGUACACCUAUCAGGGUUAGGAGUGACAUUCGCAGUGAGAGGAAGAUGAGACAGGUGAACCUUGUAUCAGAGCCAUCGGUCGGUGGUGGUGAUGGUUCUGAUCCUGCUGUCGUGGUAACCAGUGACCAAGCUGCUGGGCCUCGAAUGGUGAUUUGGGGUACUGAUAUAGUUGUUAGUGAGGCCCAGGAGAAAUUCAAGAAAUUUGUCCAGACAUAUAUUGAUGAAGAUGCUGAUGAGCUUGAAGGAUUUGAUCCAACCCAACCUGCAUAUAUGCAAAGAUUGGAAGAGAUCAGCCAGCUUGAACUUCCUUUCCUGAAUGUGAAUUGUUCACAUUUGAAAAGGUUUGAUGCUGAACUUUAUCGUCAGUUAGUCUGUUACCCUCAAGAAGUUAUCCCAACCUUUGACAUGGCAGUCAAUGAGAUGUUCUUUGAACAGUUUCCUGAUGUCCAGCUUGACCAUCAAAUUCAAGUCCGGACAUUCAGUGCAGAUUUGACCAAAAAUAUGAGGUCACUAAAUCCUGAAGAUAUUGAUCAACUUAUAACUAUCAGUGGUAUGGUGAUUAGAUUGUCUCAACUGAUGCCGGAAAUGCGAGAGGCUUUCUUCAAAUGUUAUGUGUGUUCUUUCACUCAGACAGUGGAGAUUGACCGCGGUCGUAUUGCUGAACCCAGUGUCUGUCGUCACUGCAGCACUCAACAUAGUAUGGGACUCGUCCAUAAUAGAUCACAUUUCAGUGACAAACAGAUGGUGAAGUUACAGGAAUCACCUGAGGAUAUGCCUCCUGGACAGACACCACACACUGUCUUACUAUAUGCCCAUAAUGAUUUGGUAGAUAGUGUACAACCUGGUGAUCGUGUUAUCAUCACUGGUAUUUACCGUGCCACACCCUUGAGAGUGAAUCCACGACAGCGUAAUGUCAAAGCAGUGUACAAAACCUAUAUUGAUGUGAUACAUUUCCUUAAAAGCUCUGCCAACAGGUUGCAUGAAGCACAGGAUGAUGAUGGCAAUGGAGAAUUAAAACUGACUGAUGAACGAAAGCAAGCUUUAGUUGACCUGGCUUGUAAGGAUGAUAUCUAUGAACGCUUGGCAAGAGCCUUAGCUCCUAGUAUUUAUGAGAAUGAAGACAUAAAGAAAGGUAUACUAUGUCAAUUAUUUGGGGGAACGAAAAAAGACUUCAGUCAUGCUGGCAGAGGAAAUUUCAGAUCUGAUAUAAACAUCCUAUUAUGUGGUGAUCCAGGUACAAGUAAGUCACAGCUGCUCCAGUAUGUAUACAAUCUGGUUCCCCGUGGUCAGUACACCUCUGGUAAAGGUUCAAGUGCUGUUGGUCUCACUGCAUAUGUUACAAAAGACCCAGAAACCAGACAACUGGUACUACAGACGGGUGCAUUGGUACUGAGUGACAAUGGUGUAUGUUGCAUUGAUGAGUUUGAUAAAAUGAACGAAGGUACAAGAUCUGUCCUCCAUGAAGUCAUGGAACAACAAACUCUGUCCAUCGCUAAGGCUGGCAUUAUCUGUUCAUUGAAUGCCCGUACAUCUAUAUUAGCGGCGGCUAAUCCUGUGGAUUCCCAAUGGAACCCAAAGAAAACUAUAGUAGACAAUAUACAGCUCCCACAUACACUGCUGUCCAGGUUUGAUCUCAUAUUUCUUAUGCUGGAUCCUCAAGAUGAGUUGUAUGAUCGUCGUCUCGCUAAUCAUCUCGUUUCGUUGUACCACAGAAGCCAACGAGAGAGCGAUGAAGAACAUUUAGACAUGGGUUUAAUGAAAGAUUAUAUUGCAUAUGCUCGUCAGUACAUCCAUCCAAAACUAAGUGAAGAAGCCAGCCAGUCCUUCAUUAAGUCGUACGUUGAGAUGCGAAAGAUUGGAAGUGCCAAAGGAAUGGUAUCUGCUUAUCCCAGACAGUUGGAAUCAUUGAUCAGGUUAGCGGAAGCCCAUGCCAGAAUGAGAUAUUCCAAAGUGGUAGAAUGUAUAGAUGUUGAGGAAGCAAGAAGGUUGUUUUCAGAAGCUCUGAAACAAUCUGCUGUUGAUCCACGUGAUGGUACCAUCAAUAUUGACAUCCUCGCAACUGGUCUGAGUACCAGUGCACGUAAACAACGACAAGACGUUGCUCAAGUUUUGUGGAAGUUUAUAGAGUCUAAAGGAAAGCCACGUCGUAUUAGUGCUUCCAAGACACUAGCGGAACUCAGAGAACAGUCGGAUGUGCAAAUUCCACGUGAUGUCUUUGAAGAAGCAGUUAAACUACUUGAAGAUGAAGACAAACUGAUCAAAACUGGAGAUACCCUCAGACUGACAUAAGCUUAACUCAUCUCGUCUCAUACUGUUGAAAUCAUUCAUUUUGCUGUAACCAUGGAUCAUUUUUAUCUAGAGCUGCUUUCUUCCUGAUCUUUAAAAAAAAAAUCCAUAUAAUCAGGCUUACAAAAAUGACAAUAUAAAUUGUCACUAAUUCUGCAUUUACCGUACUUCCCUGAUCAUAUAUAAGCCCAGGGGCCUCAACAUGUAAAAUCGGAGAAAGUAAGAGGUGGGCUUUUAUACUCUAGGACCACCUCAGAAAAGAUGAAUUUUUUGGGUUUACCAUUGUAACCCACCCACGAAAAAUUGUCCAAAUUGCAUCUUUUGUUCACCAUGCCAUGCUCAGGGGAAUAUUGCGUUUUUUUGGAGAAGACAAAAAAAAGCGAGUCAUUGAAUUCCACAGCACUUUUACAAUAAAGAAACAAACAUGUUCAUAAAAAUACAAACAUUUUAUUACAAUACGAUUUACAAACCGUCUACAUUUACGUUCUAAAAAUGGGUAUGGUCUGUGGGAAAAGGCAAAGGCAAGAUCUUUAUCAUUAUCUUCAUUGUGGGAUGUUUCGAUCAUAUACAAAGUUUUUCAGCAGGAGUUAAUCCGAAACAAUGUUCUUACCUAGCAGGUAAAGUCUCAACCAAUCCAAAUGCUGUGUCAUACUGACAAAGUUUUCCAAUUAUUGACAAUGUCAUUUUUUUAACGCUAUGCAGAAGUGAAUUUCCACAUUGUUAAAAUGCGAUCUGUUAACACUGAAUUCACCGAAAAGACAGCGAUUUUUGACUCCAGUGUGCGAAGCAAACAAUGGGAGUCUUUGCAGUUACCCUGUGUGUGUGUGUGUGUUUUUUUUGUGUUUUUUUUAUUUCUCUAAAAACUGGUGAUUCAAAAAUUUUCGAAAGGUAAACUGAGUGUUGAAGUAUUUAAGAAUAAUUAACUCGUUCACACCCCAUUCAUGAUAGUAGUCUCAAUAGACAUGAUUAUUACAAAAACUAAAAUAAUGACCACGUUUCACAAACCAAACUACUGUACUAAUCACAAUUUUUACACAUCUAUUUUAAUAAAUGCCGUUAAAAACACCCUGGGCUGAUAAUCAGGGAUGCCCUCAACUCGUUAAAUGUUUAAAAAUAGUGGGGUUGGCUUAAGCUUGGGGAGGGGCAUAUGAUAGGGGAAGUUAUGGUACCUAAUAAUAAAAUGAAAUGGAUGUACGAGUUAUCAAUGUACCAUGUUCAUGACUUUAAGUGAUCCAUCAAGUAAUUAGCUCGUAGGCCUGACCACAGUGCAAAAUAUCUCAUGAAUGGUUGAAGAAUUUAUUCAUUUUGGCACCUUUAAUAAUACACUGCCUCUUUCUGUUUAUGUGCCAUUGUUAUAUUUUGUUUGAACAAGACUCACAAAUCAUAGUGUGUUCUACAAGAGUAUAUGUAUAGUUCGACUGCUUUGUUUAGAAAUGAAAAAAUUAUAUUGAUUUCUGGAUUAUAUAAUAACACAUUUAUAUCUGACUAAAUUUAGGAUUGAAUAGUAAAUCUUUUUACAUUUAGUUUCUUCAAUAAGUAGUUGAAUUGUUCAGAUUGUGUUAGCAUUCAAGCAUUACCAGUACACACUGCCUUUUGAUGCAUGUUUUGAGAAGUCAGAAUUCGCUCCUUGCUUUCCUGGUUAACUUGUUCAGUAAAUCCUGUAUUAUAAAAAUUUAUUUUAUUGAUAAUAACAGUCCACACAAGCAACAAUCAGCAUUUUUAUUGCAUAAUGCUGAAAUAUCAUUGUAACACUCUUGCCUGGCAUUAUGGGAUUGUGCCAUGUUUAUGAACUAUUCUUAGUUGUGUGCAAUUUUAGUGAGUUGCAAGGCCUUCAAUUUAUUCGCUCUUGAUUUUGUAUUUUGCUGUCUCUGACAGAUUACUGUUCUUGUACCCAACAUUGUAUGUAGCAGUUUACACUUUGUUAAACACAAUGUAAAUCUGAAAUGAUCAUCUUGAAUAAAAAAAUGAAUUUGUCAGAAA